Molecule: messenger RNA, 1011 nt
Organism: Clonostachys rhizophaga
Lineage: Eukaryota; Fungi; Ascomycota; Sordariomycetes; Hypocreales; Bionectriaceae
Source: the annotation of a GenBank genome assembly
AUGAGCUGCAACAAGCCCGCCCCCCUUCCCGAGUUUACCCCAAGUGACAUUCCGGACUUGACCGGAUAUGUUGCCAUCGUCACUGGUGGAAACUCCGGCAUUGGGUUUGAAACGACGAAACAGCUUGCCAUGCGCAAUGCCCGCGUAUACAUCGCCAGCCGAUCCCAGCAGCGGGUAGACGAAGCCAUUUCUCAGAUGAACACAGCUGUCGGACGGGCGCUCGACCUUCACUUCCUUCAAAUGGACCUGCAGGAUCUGCAGUCUGUAAAACUCGCUGCCACUCUGUUCGCACACCAGGAGUCACACCUGGAUAUUCUGAUCAACAACGCUGGUGUCAUGACCGUCCCUUUCAAGUUGACCAAAGACGGCUACGAGACACAAAUACAGGUCAACUUCCUCGCUCUAUUUGUCUUCACCACGACACUCCUCCCACUGCUGCUGUCCACCGCGUCUCAAUAUAGCACUCCCAACAGAGUACGUGUUAUCAAUGUGUGCAGUGACCUCGCGUUCAUGGGCCCGAAAACGAUUCAAUUCGACGAUUUGAACAUGACGAAUACCAAGGGAAUGAUGGAGCUCAUGCAGAGAUAUGGACACUCAAAACAGGCAGCAAUCCGACAUGCCAAGGAACUGAAUGACCGUUAUAGCCAUCAAGGUGAGAACAAGGAUACUCUGGUUGCUAGUAGACCGUUCUCACUGACAGUCCAAACAGGUGUGACCGCCUACUCCUGCCACCCCGGAAUUGUCAAGUCGAAUCUCCAAAGCCACGAUCCGACCAUUGUGGGAAAGACGAUGCGAACCGUUAUGAAAUACACAGCCAGCAUGACGCCGCUGGAAGGCGCCAUCAACUCGCUGUUCUUGGCCACGAGCCCCCUGGCCCCUGAGCGGGGACAGGGUAAAUUCUUCAUUCCGGUUACGAAGGUGAACCCAAAGGCCGAGGAUUGGCUCAAUGACCGGGAGACAAACGCUCGAUUGUGGGAGCACUGUUCGGGCAUCUUGGCACAAAUCCCGUAG